AUGCCCUGGCUGCUGCCUCUGUCCUGCAGCGUCUCCGUGGCCGCCGUGCGCUGCAGGCGCGGCCUCUGCCGGCUCGGGAUGUUCUAUGCGGUGAGGAGGGGCCGCAGGACCGGCGUCUUCCUCACCUGGAAUGAGUGUAAAGCCCAAGUAGAUAGGUUUCCUGCUGCCAGGUUUAAGAAGUUUGCCACUGAAGAUGAGGCCUGGGCCUUUGUGAGGAACUCUGCCAGCCCAGAUGGUGCAGAAGGGCAUGUUUCUAAGCACGGAAACCUUCAUUCAAAGAUCAGCAAGAGACCCCGGGAGCCUGUGGAUGAAGGUGAAGAAAGUGUGGAGCCCUGGGCAAAGCACAUGAGACAGACCACAGAGGCAGCUCCUGUAGUGAGCAAGGACACAUUUUCUUAUAUGGGUGAAUCGGUGGUUGUCUACACAGAUGGCUGCUGUUCCAGUAAUGGGCGAAGGCGUGCUCGAGCUGGAAUUGGUGUUUACUGGGGGCCAGGCCACCCUUUAAACCUAGGCAUUAGACUUCCUGGACGACAGACAAACCAGAGAGCAGAGAUCCAUGCAGCCUGCAAAGCCAUUGAACAAGCAAAGGCUCAGAACAUCAGCAAGCUGGUGCUAUACACAGACAGCAUGUUCACCAUCAAUGGGAUAACUAACUGGGUUCAAGGCUGGAAGAAGAAUGGGUGGAGAACAAGUGCUGGGAAAGAUGUGAUCAACAAGGAGGACUUCAUGGAGCUGGAUGAGCUCACCCAGGGCAUGGAUAUUCAGUGGACAUGCACUACCAUGCUGGGCAAAAGGUGGUAUAAGUUUUCACUGAACAUCAAGACCUCACUGAGG
Molecule: messenger RNA, 834 nt
Organism: Jaculus jaculus (lesser Egyptian jerboa)
Lineage: Eukaryota; Metazoa; Chordata; Mammalia; Rodentia; Dipodidae
Gene: Rnaseh1
Product: ribonuclease H1
Biological process (GO): DNA replication, removal of RNA primer
Molecular function (GO): nucleic acid binding; RNA-DNA hybrid ribonuclease activity
Source: RefSeq, marked validated